UAAAAUCACCACGUGCGACAGAGCGUUUUCCCGGUUGAUCCGUGUUUUCUGCGGCACCGCGUUCUUUCCACAAUCGCACUUUCGUGCUGCCCUUCCCAGAACUCUUUUCCCCGCGCCUGGUUCUCGCGCUUCUACGAAACCUGGCGAACAUCUUUUUCCCGUUUUCGUUCGACCCUCCGCGAGAGCGUAGGGACCGCGCUGGCUUGUCUUCGCCUUUUCUCCUGUUUCCCCGUUCUCUUGUCUCCCCGUUCCUCAUUCCGGUCUCCCUUCGUCGGCCCUUUUCUUGCGUUCUCUGCAGGCGACAAACUCCUCCCCCUGUCCGUCGCGCGUUCCAGUUCCCAGACUUUUUCGGGGGUUUCUCUCGGGAAUCGCCUUUUCGCAGCCAGUCGCUCUCUCCAGAACUCCCACCGUGCGCCCGCCCCAUCUACACAGCCCAGGGCGCUCCCGUCCGUCCUAGUUUCUCUGCAUUUUUCUGCCUCCGCUCCGUUCGUUCUGCGGACGGUCCCGCCCCUCGCGUUCCCCGUGAAUUUGUAGAGGGAAACGCCCGCCUUUGCAGCCCGGGAUCAUCUGCCCUUGAGAGGAGGAACGCGUGGUUUGCGUCGGCUGCCGACUCGUGUGCGGAACCGUGACUAUCUGAGCACGGAGACUUCUCCGAGCGCCGACGAUCUGAGAGAGAAACUCGCCGUUCCACGUUUUUGUCAGAACGCGAUCUGUUUUUCGGUGGCGCGCGUUGUCUCUGUUUCGCGGCCUCUCCCGAACUGACUCCGCGGGGAAGGUCAAACUCUUUUCUUGUUUCCGGUAAACAGUCCCCAGUCGCCUAGGACCUGGCCUUUCCGCUUCCACCGCGUCUCUGCGCGUUCCUUCCUGGAGAAAAAGACUUGCGACUUCAGAGCCUCUGAGUUCUCUCCGGUUUUUUGCUGUCCUUUUGGCGGCUCAACGCCCUGCAGGCUUCAUGCCGUUUCGCCUGUCUCGCGGAACCCAAGCGUUGAGCGCCACUCGCAUCAGCUUCCACCGAACCUUUUGUUCCCCCGUCUCUUCCCCGUCAGCAAACUCGUCGUUUCUCUGAAGUCAGUUCUCCCGCCUGGGUGUUCUUCAGUUCGUCCGCCGCCGUUCUCUUUUCGGAACGGUCUCUGUCUCCCGCCUGACAUCUUCCGUCGCAGUCUCCUCUCCGCGCUCUCCUCCCGCUCCGCGCCUCAGACGGUGUCUGUGUACACCCUGCAUCUGCGUGAUCACCGCCGAGCGAGAGUUCCUCGGACGUCUCCGCGCUUUCAAAGGCUGCGCGAAGAUGGGAGCGUAUCUGGCGAAACCUAAGACCCAGAAGGUCUCGGAAGAAGGUGGAGAAGAGGGUCGCACGAUCACCUGCUUCGGUGCCGCCUCGAUGCAGGGAUGGCGACAGACGAUGGAAGACGCUCACAUCGCGACGCCGUCUCUUCGGACUGCUUCGCCUGCGGCCGCCAAGACUCUCGAGGAACUUGCACAGUCCGGGUCUCGAGAAAGCAAAGAGGCGCUGCCGGCUUUCGCGCAAGACAUGUCGCUUUACGCCGUUUUCGACGGCCAUGCGAGCAACGCCGUCAGCUGCUGGGUUUCAGAUCACUACACCAAGGUGUUUCUGGAUCGUCUGGAGCAAAUCGAAGCAGACGCGAAGAAAGGCGUCUCUCCGGCAGGUCUCGCCGAGUCGCUGUCUCGACAACUGCCGGAUGAAAGCAUCUUCAGCCUGAGAAACGCCGUCCUCUGCGAGGCACUCCAGCAAAGUUUCCUCGACGUCGACGAACAGAUGAAGAGAGAGGAUAAUCGACAGGAACUAAAGAAGUACUUUGAACAGGGCCAACUGGAGCAGCGCGACAACGAAACGUACAUCCAGAGGUACUUGAACGACGGAGGCGACGUGCGUCUAGUCGAGAUGGACGGGCAAAAGUACCUCCAGUUUGUGCCGCGAACCAGUGAAGACGAAGAGGACGGGGAAGGCGCCUCUCGCGAGAAAGCAGAGGGAGACGGACAGGACGAGACAGAGAAGGAAGCAGCGGCGAAGGAAGAGGCGUCUGGGGCUGUCAACGGAGAGGAGAAGAGAACUGCUGAGGCAGAGACAGUUAAGCUGACGCGUCUGAACAGCACGAAGAUCGAAGAGGAAGACUCGGAGAAGAAGCCUGAGAGCGAGGAAGAGAAGGACACAGAGAAAGAGAAAGAAGAGGAAACCGAGAAAGAGGAAGAAGACAAAGCUGGAGAACGGCCGCUGUUUGCCCAUCCGAGCACCCCAGAAGGCUCCGGUGCCACCGCCGUCGUCGUCCUCGUCGUCGGCGGAGAAGACCCUGUCAUUAUCACUGCAAAUGCCGGAGACUCCAGAGGUGUCAUCUGCCGAGGUGGAAAGGCGUUCCCACUGUCCCAUGACCACAAGCCGACGAAUCCCGACGAGAAGAAGAGAAUCGUUGCAGCAGGCGGCUACGUGACGAACGGCCGCGUCGAUGGAAACCUGAACUUGUCUCGAGCUGUGGGAGACCUUUUUUACAAACAGACGAAAGAGUUGCCUGCCAAGGCGCAACGCAUCACUGCCUUCCCCGACGUUCGCAUCACGAGAAUUACUCCUGAGGACGAGUUCGUCAUCAUCGCGUGCGACGGCAUCUGGGAUGGGAAGAGUAACCAGGAAGCAGUGGACUUUGUCCGCGAGAAGUUGCAAGCCGCAGGAAACGUGACUUCCGCGACUCUGAAGCAAGUCUGCGAAGAUCUCUGCGACGAGUGCCUCGCAGAAGACCCCCUCCAGUCAGAAGGUCACGGGUGCGACAACAUGACUUGCCUGAUCGUCGAGCUCUCGUCCUGUCUGAAGAGCGCGGCGACGGCGACGGCCGAUGCACGCAUCACUUUGUACGGAGGAUGCGAAGACAAGUAUCUGGGGCGCGACGAGAACCAGUUCGAGUCGGACAACGACGAGUGA
Molecule: messenger RNA, 2926 nt
Organism: Toxoplasma gondii ME49
Lineage: Eukaryota; Apicomplexa; Conoidasida; Eucoccidiorida; Sarcocystidae
Product: protein phosphatase 2C domain-containing protein
Exons: 8
Coding region: 1286-2926 (546 amino acids)
Biological process (GO): protein dephosphorylation
Molecular function (GO): protein serine/threonine phosphatase activity; cation binding
Source: RefSeq, a predicted model, not a curated record